Messenger RNA from Cynara cardunculus var. scolymus (artichoke), 694 nucleotides. Its product is annotated as peptidyl-prolyl cis-trans isomerase NIMA-interacting 4. The coding region runs from base 117 to 542 and encodes 141 amino acids. Lineage: Eukaryota; Viridiplantae; Streptophyta; Magnoliopsida; Asterales; Asteraceae. Gene Ontology annotation, molecular function: peptidyl-prolyl cis-trans isomerase activity; DNA binding. The record is from RefSeq and is a predicted model, not a curated record. The transcript has 5 exons. Gene Ontology annotation, biological process: rRNA processing.
UAAAAUAUCAAGACGUAUACCCGUGUGGGAGGAAGCAACAGGUGCAAAUCGGCGACUGCGUUGGUUGCGUAUUUCUCAGAAAACCCUUUUCAUCGAACUCCAAGACUUGACAUACAAUGGGAAAGGAUGCGAAGGGCGGAAAGGGUAAAGCAAAACAGGCAGGUGGGAGUGAGGACGGUGGUGCAAAGGGGAAAGCGAAAGGUGGGAAGAGUGCUGAUGGCCUCGGUACCUGCACAUAUGUAAAAGCGAGGCAUAUCUUGUGUGAAAAGCAAGGUAAGAUCAAUGAAGCAUACAAGAAGCUGCAAGAUGGAUGGCUUAGCAAUGGAGACAAGGUUCCUCCAGCUGAGUUUGCAAAGAUAGCGGCUGAAUAUUCAGAAUGCCCGUCGGCAAAGAAAGGUGGAGAUCUUGGUUGGUUUCCACGCGGGAAGAUGGCGGGACCGUUUCAAGAGGUUGCGUUUAACACAGUUGUCGGAGCAACCAGUCCACCGUUCAAAUCAACGCAUGGGUAUCACAUCAUCUUGGCGGAAGGACGGAAGAAUUAGAGGAGGAAGACGAUGACCAUGACCAUCAUAAUAAACCUCAAAUGGUUUUAUGUCUCUUGAACAUGUGAAACAUUUUUAUUAGGAUUCUGCAUUUUGUUAUUUGAUGAUGUAUCAAACUGAUUUUUGUUUUCAUAAUAAUUAAAUAUUUUAUG